This is a messenger RNA of Anopheles marshallii, 2070 nucleotides long. Its product is annotated as E3 ubiquitin-protein ligase HRD1-like. Lineage: Eukaryota; Metazoa; Arthropoda; Insecta; Diptera; Culicidae. The transcript is spliced from 5 exons. The record is from RefSeq and is a predicted model, not a curated record. Gene Ontology annotation, cellular component: cytoplasm. Bases 1 to 2070 code for a protein of 689 amino acids.
AUGCGUACCGUAGGGCUGUCCGUGAUCAGCAUGCUGCUGACCGGGCUGGUGAUUGGUAAUGCUUACUAUCAGAAGAAGCAGUUUUACCCGUCGGUGGUGUACAUCACGAAAUCCAACCCGAGCAUGGCUGUCAUAUACAUUCAGUCACUAGUGCUUGUGUUGAUGUUGGGCAAGCUGAUGAAAAAAAUCUUCCUGGGCACGUUACGAGCUGCCGAGUUCGAGCAUCUGAUGGAGCGGUUCUGGUACGCGCUGACGGAAACCUGCCUCGCGUUUACCGUCUUUCGGGAUGAUUUCAAUCCAAAGUUUGUGGCACUGUUUACAGUGCUACUCUUUCUGAAAUCCUUUCACUGGUUGGCAGAAGAUCGUGUGGAUUAUAUGGAACGCAGCCCCGUGAUCGGUUGGUUAUUUCACGUCCGAGUGGCCGGACUGCUGCUCUGUUUGGGGUUGUUCGAUUACGAGCUAAUAUCGUACGCGUACCAAUCCACUAUCGCGAAAGGCGUUACGGUGCAGCUUGUCUUCGGGUUCGAGUAUGCCAUCCUAAUGACUAUGGUCAUUAACACGGCUAUUAAAUACAUCUUCCACGCAGCCGAACUGCGUUCAGACACACCGUGGGAAAACAAGGCUGUAUUUUUGCUGUACACCGAAUUGAUCAUUGGCUUCACGCGUGUCGUACUGUACGUGGUGUUUGUUAUUUUGAUGGUUAAAAUAUUCACCCUGCCAAUGUUCGCCUUCCGACCGAUGUACUACACUAUGCGAAACUUCAAGAAGGCUUUGAACGACGUAAUUCUAUCAAGGCGCGCUAUCCGCAACAUGAAUACGCUCUAUCCGGAUGCGACACCCGAGGAGCUACAAAUGUCCGACAACAUCUGCAUCAUUUGUCGCGAGGACAUGGUGAGCAACUCGAAGAAGCUUCCGUGUGGUCAUAUAUUCCACACGGCUUGCCUUCGUUCCUGGUUCCAGCGGCAACAGACAUGCCCAACCUGCCGGUUAAACAUUCUGCGUACACCGAUCACAGCAGCCACAACACCUGCUACUCCACCACCGAACAAUAAUGGUAACGAUACGAAUAAUGGUGCUGGCGUAGCAGCCGGUACCGACACUAGUCGUCCGACGAUGGUGACCGGUAGCGGAAGCGCUGGUGUUACCGGUAGUAGUGCUGUGACUGCAGGAGCUACCUUAGCAAAUGGUCUUACGACGACAGGAACCAGCGCGUUGCCACUAUUUCCUCCAGCACCGUUGAUGUUGCCACCAUUUCCAUUUGUGGGUAUGCCCUCGUACACGAUGCCCUUGCCACCAGUGCCGCCAUCGCUGGACACACUGUCGGACGAGGAGGUUCGUGCAAUGGAAGGCAAUGAAAGGCGCCACAUUGAGGAACGCAUUAAGCAUCUACAGAAUAUACGCACGCUACUCGAUGCAUCCGUCGCACUCAUGAAUCAGUACGCAGCCAUAACGGCCCGUUUGCCACCGGAAGCUGUGGCUCAUUUGCAGCAGCAAACGCCACAACCUAAUCUAGCGAUGGCCAAUUCUACUAAUGCUGCUGCUAGUAGUUCUGUUACUGGUACGAACAUUACUACAUCACCGACAACAGUGACCGCCUCGGUAACGGAGGCAACAACGGCUGUAAGUGAUGGUAGCACCAGUAAUCCAUCAGUGACAGCAAAUGUUGUUGCCGAAAGCAGCAGCAAUAAACCUAGCAGUAGUAAGGUUAGUGAUAGUGAUAGCAGUAGAGUAAGUAACAAUAGCGUCUCGUCCACCGGGAAGGCCGCCGGUAGUACGGGGUUGAGUCAACCGAAGCUAGAAGAUCUCGGACCGCUGAGUAGCGACGAAGAUGAUUCCUCAGUGAAGCUGAAAAAGGAGUCAUUGCCGGUCGAUAGUAAGGUGUUGCUCAUUACACCCGAUCAGAUGCAGGAUGUAGCGGGUCCAUCGAGGGUGACGGAACUAAACGGUGGGGGCGCAUUAAAACGACCCGAAAGUGCCGCGAUGAGCGAGUUGCGCCGUCGACGUUUGGAAAAGUUUGGCACCACAAGUCCACCGGAUACGAUAAACAGUCAGCAAGAACAGCAACAGUAA